AUGAGCGCCAAUCAGCCCGUAUUCACCAUCUCCAUAACCCCAAACAACAUUGCAUCGAGCUACCAUGUCACCAUGACCGAAACCGCCACCGGAAGCGUCAUCAUCACGAUGACUCCCGUUAUCCAGCCAUCCAAUAGUCCUCCCACCACCAACCAGCCUUACAUCAGUCCUCCUACCACUCCUCCGCCCAGCGGCGCCGGCGCAGGCACCGAGGAUUCAGACAACCACACCUCAGAGGCGGAGUAG
Molecule: messenger RNA, 246 nt
Organism: Neurospora tetrasperma FGSC 2508
Lineage: Eukaryota; Fungi; Ascomycota; Sordariomycetes; Sordariales; Sordariaceae
Exons: 1
Coding region: 1-246 (81 amino acids)
Source: RefSeq, a predicted model, not a curated record